Messenger RNA from Microthlaspi erraticum, 402 nucleotides. Lineage: Eukaryota; Viridiplantae; Streptophyta; Magnoliopsida; Brassicales; Brassicaceae. The record is from the annotation of a GenBank genome assembly.
AUGAGCUACGAGAAAGUCCAGCCGGAAUCAUAUCCUCCACCAGGUUACCAAUCUCAGUAUCCGCCGCCGGGAUAUCCAUCAGGACCACCACCUCCGGGAUAUUCUCCGUCGCACCAGCUCCACGAGGGAUAUCCUCAACAUCAGCUCCACGGGUAUCCGUUGUAUCCACCACCACAGCCGUCAAAGCGUCCUUUUUACGUAGGCGGCUAUCAGGAGUACUUCUCCGGAGGCUAUCCUCCUCCUCCUCCUCCUCCUCCUCCUCCUCCUCCUUCUCCGGAGUACAACCAAUGCCAUCACGAUCAUCACUACUACCAUGAUGACAACUCUGGCUGCACCUCUUUCCUCCGUGGCUGGCUCGCUGCUCUCUGUUGCUGCUGUGUGUUAGAGGAAUGCUGCUUCUAA